This is a messenger RNA of Peniophora sp. CBMAI 1063, 1023 nucleotides long. The record is from the annotation of a GenBank genome assembly. NCBI's taxonomy places the organism in Eukaryota, Fungi, Basidiomycota, Agaricomycetes, Russulales, Peniophoraceae.
AUGUCUACCCUAUCCUCCCCGCCUUCGAAUUUACCCGGCUUAGACAGCCAAUUCCGUGAUGCCGACGCCGACAUACGUUUACGUUCCAGCGAUGGCAUUGACUUUGCCGUAUCCAGAUCUAUCCUGCGCCUAGUUUCACCUGUUUUCAUUGACAUGCUAUCCUUCCCCCAGUCGCCAUUGUCGACCGAUUCCACGUCAACCCCAGCGCUCGUUUGCAUGACGGAAGACAGCAUCUCCCUUCGACUUCUGCUGCAGUUCUGCUACCCGCGGUCAUUCUGUCAAGAGCCGCGCUUGAUUGCCAUCAUGGACAUCAAACGCACCGCUGAACUCGCUCGGAAAUUUGAAAUACCUUUCAUGCGCAAAGCAUCCGAGGAUGCGCUCCUCAACUAUGCGAACGUGAUGCCCGCUGUUGCUUAUGCUGUUGCUUGGAGGUACGGCUACGUCGGGAGCUUGAAGUCGAUCGCGAAGAAAUCAUUGGGGCGUAGGGACAUUUUUGACGGCACCGAUCUUAUAACGGAGCUCGAUGAUGUACCAGCAUCCUGCUUGAUUCCCCUCAUUCGCUAUCGCAGCUCCGUACCCGAUUCUCUCCAGGACAUAAUUCGUGGAUGUCAAUUGACCCCCAUCUGGUGGAUCAGCGCCAAUUCCAUCAAUCCGAUCGCCGUCCCUGAAGAAGACGUCGGGGCACGUCUUUCGUGCUGCUGUGGGAAGCAAACUCUCUGGUUCCAGAGCUGUGUUCACGAGCCUGGGCCACACACACCCCAACCGCGACUAGUCUGUGGCUGGUGGUGGACCUACGUUCGCACAGUGGUCUGGACGCUGCAAAGCUUGAUCACCUUGGACGUCGAAGAUGCCAUUCAAGACAACAUGAUGGAUGCGAUCAAGGGCGCGGCCCUCUGCUCACGAUGCACGGCAUCGGAAGUCUCGACCGUAUUAAAGAACACCACCGAUAGGCUCCGCUCUGUCAUUGAGUUACGGCUGCGGGAGAUUCCGUUUGCCGCCAUGGACAAUGCAAUGCACUCUUGA